ACAUAAUGUAUCUUCGACGAGUGCUCGGUCUGCUCUUUGCUGCAGGACCCCUGAUUGCCAACGCAAUCUCAUCCGAACCUCUCUCUACGUCAGGGCGAUGGAUCGUUGACUCCGACGGCAACAAUGUUACCUACGCCGGGGUGAACUGGCCUGGUGCAGCUGAGGCCAUGUUGCCGGAAGGGCUGCAGUACCAGUCUAUCGAAUACAUCGUCAGUAAGAUCAAGAGUCUGGGCAUGAACGUCAUCCGCCUUACCUUCGCCAUUGAGAUGAUCGACGACAUUUAUGAGAACGGCGCAGAUGUCCCAAUCAAGACAUCUCUAAUCAAUGCCCUGGGAGAGACAAAUGGCACCGCUGUGUACAACGACAUCAUUAGCAAUAAUCCUCAGUUCAAUGACGAAACUACCAGAUUGCAGGUCUACGACGCUGUCGCCAGCGAAUGCUACAAACAGGGUAUUUACGUGCACCUCGACAACCACAUCUCCAAGGCCAUGUGGUGCUGCAGCACCACGGACGGCAACAGCUGGUUCGGAGACACCUACUUCAACGUAGCGAAUUGGCAUCGUGCGUGGACUUACAUGGCGACCCACGUCAAAUCCCUUCCAGCGGUCAAGAGUGUAGGCAUGCGGAACGAGCUCCGCACUCCGGCCGACAACGCGACCUUGACCAGCACCUCCUACAACUGGGAGAAUUGGUACACCAACAUGGUGGAGAACGCGAAGCAAGUGCACAGCGCCAACCCGGAUCUCCUGAUCUUCUUCUCUGGCCUCAACUUUGACGUAACCCUGUCGCCGAUCCCCACCGCGUCCGAUCUGGGGAGCGGCACCGUCUUCCUGAAGACGGACUUCGAUUUCGCGGACAAGAUCGUCCUGGAGCUGCACAACUACGACUCUUCGGCUUCGAGCUGCAGCAGUCUGUCGUCGAGCUUGCUGAGCGACGGCUUCAAUGCGUUGGAGACGGACAAUGCGAGUAUCAAGAAUGUCCUACCUGUCGUCCUGACCGAGUUCGGCUAUGCGCAGGACGAUACCACGUACACCGGGGUGUAUGCUUCCUGCCUCGCGGAGUGGAUUCCCAGCGUGCAUGCGGGUUGGAUGGUCUGGGUUCUGGCGGGUAGCUACUAUAUCCGAGAAGGAACUCAGGACUAUGACGAGACAUGGGGGCUCCUCGAUCACACCUGGUCGGACUGGCGGUCAUCUGAGGCGAUCGAGAACGGCAUCGCUCCGAUGGUGGAAGCCAGUCUGGGCUAG
This is a messenger RNA of Aspergillus japonicus CBS 114.51, 1244 nucleotides long. RefSeq names its product cellulase family protein. The transcript has 4 exons. Bases 6 to 1244 code for a protein of 412 amino acids. The record is from RefSeq and is a predicted model, not a curated record. Lineage: Eukaryota; Fungi; Ascomycota; Eurotiomycetes; Eurotiales; Aspergillaceae. Gene Ontology annotation, molecular function: hydrolase activity, hydrolyzing O-glycosyl compounds.